GCACUCUAGGAGCUUUGUAGACUCAGUCUUCAUCAUGAGGUUUUCAAUAAACAUUCACGGCACCUUGCAGCUCAAUCAAGUCUAGAGCUUAUACUUAAGUUAUUAGUUAUCAGUUUCGCAAUCAUGGCACAAACACAGACACGCGGGACUUGCGACCCCAUAUUCCAAGAGGUACGCAAACAACUCCAGGACAACAUCGACUCCGGGGAAGAAGUCGGCGCUGCCAUCGCCGUCAACAUCAAUGGCAAUGACGUUGUAGACCUUUGGGGUGGCUACACGGACAAGGAACGCACCAAGCCAUGGAACAAAGACACUAUUGUCACUGUCUUCUCCUCCACGAAGACAGUCCUCAGUCUCGCCAUCCUCAUUCUUAUCGACCGUAAAGUCUUUUCAAUCAAAGAUAAGGUCUCAAAACAUUGGCCCGAGUUCGCCGCCAAUGGCAAAGAAGAUAUCGAGAUACGCCAUAUCCUCUCUCACACCUCAGGUGUAUCCGGCUGGGAUGCCGAUGGGCCGCUCUCUUUCGAAGACAUAUCCGACCUCGACAAAGCUGCAGCAAAGCUGGCUACGCAGGCACCGUGGUGGGCACCUGGCACAGCAUCAGGGUAUCACUCAUUUACGUUCGGUCAUCUACUGGCAGCCAUCGUCCGUCGCGCGACAGGCACAACGCUUAGAGACUUCAUCAUGGAAGAGAUCGCGAGGCCGCUUGGCGCAGACUUUCACUUUGGCGUUUCCGAGAAAGAGCUCCCCCGGACGACGGAUGUUAUUCCUGCGCCCAUGCCUCCGAUGAGCCCCGGAAUGGGUCCCCAGCCGGGCUCUAUAACGUUCAAGACCAUGAACCCCCGGCCCUUUCCAUCGGACUUUGGCAACGACCCUACCUGGCGUCAAGGCGACAUUCUCGCCGGUAGCGGGCACGCCAACGCCCACGCGCUCACGCAGAUCCUCUCGAUCAUCAGUCUCGGUGGCAGCGUCGACGGCAAGCGUUUCCUCUCACAAGAGACCAUCGACCUCAUCUUUGAGCAGCAAUCGAACGGGAUUGAUCUCGUUAUCGGCGCGCCUAUUCGUUUUGGAGUAGGAUUCGGCAUUACGGGCGAAGGUGGUACAGCGGUUGCUGAUUUCCUGCCCAACGGACGUGUUUGCUUCUGGGGAGGCCUCGGUGGAUCGUUCGUCGUCAUGGAUCUGGACAGGAAACUCACCAUUGCAUAUGUCAUGAAUAAGAUGUCCAUGUCGGGGUUAGGAAAUAACGCUGCGAAGUCUUACAUCAGGGCCAUUUAUAAGGCAUUAGAGGAGCAUUGAGCCGAAACUGUGAAGGCUUUCUUCCUUGUACAGCAUGACCGCCUUAGCUCCAUGGCAGAUUAUGUAAUUACUUGGCUAAAGAUAUCUCACCACCUGCUAGAUAGCGUCAAUACACCUCUACGAACUUCGUCAAAGGGCAUUAAUAAAUUAC
This is a messenger RNA of Colletotrichum godetiae, 1444 nucleotides long. RefSeq names its product beta-lactamase. The coding region runs from base 124 to 1293 and encodes 389 amino acids. NCBI's taxonomy places the organism in Eukaryota, Fungi, Ascomycota, Sordariomycetes, Glomerellales, Glomerellaceae. The record is from RefSeq and is a predicted model, not a curated record. The transcript has a single exon.